Pogona vitticeps (central bearded dragon) is the source of this 3115-nucleotide messenger RNA. It is a transcript of the gene AKAP8, whose product is annotated as A-kinase anchoring protein 8. Gene Ontology annotation, cellular component: nuclear matrix; nucleus. The record is from RefSeq and is a predicted model, not a curated record. Lineage: Eukaryota; Metazoa; Chordata; Lepidosauria; Squamata; Agamidae. Gene Ontology annotation, molecular function: DNA binding; protein kinase A regulatory subunit binding.
UCGAGGUUACAGCCCAUAGAAACGCGCUCGUUGACAGCAGCAGCCAAUCGGCGGCGGUUUACGACUCUGACGCCGUCAGGUUAUAAGAUUACCGUGCGUGGUGGCUGCUUGACGGCGAGGGCGAACCAUGGAUCAGGGUUAUGGUUAUGGUGCCUGGGGCAAUGAGACUACUAGUACUCAAGGUGCUUAUGCUGCAAACCCAGCAAGCUGGCAAGGAUAUGAAGGCUAUGAUUAUUACAGUGCCCAAACCAACGACUCCUCUGUAACUGCUGCAUACAACUAUGAUGCUGCUGCUGUUGCAACAACUACCUGGAACACUUCUAAAACUGCUGAUAUGACAAUGAGUGCCGAUAUGGGCACUGGUAUGCCUGUUGUAAAUUAUAAUACUGGGGCAGUGGGCUCAGAAAACAAUGACUCUAUCAUAGCAAAAAUAAACCAGCGGCUGGAUAUGCUAUCAAAGGAAAGCAGUGGCACUGCUGGGGAAGGCGUGGAAGAUCAAGGAAGCUCUUUCAGAUUUGAGUCUUUUGAGUCCUAUGACUCUAGAGCCUCGGUGCCUGAUCAUGACCUGUACAGAACCAGCUAUGACUAUAAUGAAGUUGGAUCAGAUCAGAAUGAUUCUUUUGGAAGCCACUAUGAUGGUACUGGUAACCAGAGAGAUCAGCCCUGCAACAGAGGAAACAACUAUGGCUUUGUUAGAGGGAGGGUCCAGAAUCGAGGGCAUCUAAACACUUUCAGUCGUGAUCGCUUCAGGCCAUCAAGUACAGAACAGCUGUCUACAAGAUGGAAUGAGAUGAAUUACAUGGGCGGGAGGAAUAUGGGGGGGCCUGGCCAUAACAGGCUUCCAUCACUCUUUUCCCAAGCACUCACCCCUGAGUAUAGAGAUUAUGGUGAUUAUGGAGAGUAUGGAGACUUCGGCAACUACGGGGAUUAUGAUUAUGGCAUGAUGGGAAUGCCUGGAACAGGAAUGGGAAGAUUUCCUGGGAACAUGCCCUUUGGCUUUGGGAGGUCUCGUGGCAGACCAAAGAGGAGAGCAUUCCGUGGUCGUCUCGGUGGUCGUUCAGAUAAUGAAGGUGGAUUGCGUAAACGCAAACAGUUCCAUGGUGGGGAUGAACCAGACAGCAAACAGCCAAAGACUGAAAGUGAAAGAGAUGACUCAGACAAUGAUGAUGGAGAAGGAGAGAAUAAAUCAGGAGAUGAAAGAGAUAAAGGUGAGCACAAGAAAGGGAGUGAAGCUUUCAAGGGGAAAGCAACUGGUGAUGGUUGUGAGAACGAGGAUGAAGAGACAAAACGAAGAGAGAAACAGAGACAAAGGGAUCGAAUGCGUGACCGUGCUGUGGACAGAAUCCAAUUUGCUUGCUCUGUGUGCAAGUUCAGAAGCUUUGAUGAAGAAGAAAUGGAGAAGCAUCUGCAGAGCAAAUUUCACAAAGAGGUCUUACGAUACAUUGGGACUAAGCUUCCGGACAAGACUGUAGAAUUCCUACAGAAGUAUAUUGUGAACAGAAAUAAGAAAAUAGGGAAACGCAGACAAGAACUAACAGAGAAAGAUGGCUCAAAACCAAAACCAGACCCUUUUAAGGGAAUUGGCCAGGAACAUUUUUUUAAAAAGAUAGAAGCAGCUCAUUGCAUGGCUUGUGACAUGCUAAUUCCUGCACAGCAGCAUCUUCUUCAGAGGCACUUGCAAUCUGUUGAUCACAACAGGAAUCGCAGGAUGGCAGCCGACCAUUUCAAGAAGGCUAGUUUCCAUGUAGCUAAGAGUGUCCUGAAUAGCAAGCACAUUGUGAAAAUGCUGGAAAAGUAUCUCAAGGGUGAUGACCCAUUCACAGAUGAAAGCACUGAACAAGAUGUUGAUGACUCUGAGGCCUUGGAGGCGGCAGAUGGUGAAAGGGCUGCAGAAGGUACUGCUAUAGAGAACAUUGAGAAUGAGAUCAAAACCCCUGAAGUUGAUGAAAUUGCUAAAUUGGAAGGGGAUAAGGGAGCUUGCCCCACUGAAGAUUGUUCUAAAGAUGAACCUGUAGAGAAACACCAGCAGAUACAAGAGGCACAAGAGCAGGCACAAGGAACAACUAAAGAACUGGCUAUGCCUGAUCAGGGAAUCUUUGAAGAGAGAGCAGUGGAAGGCCAAGUGGAAGUCCAGCAGCCUGUGGAGAAAGGAGAGAACUCUUCCGAAAUGGCAGCAGUUGAAAACAGUGAUGUCCAGGAGGAACCGAUUGUGGUAGCAAGUUCAGAGCUGCCACAGAGAGUGGCCAUAUGAAUGAUUGUAAGAAGAUGGUUUGUUCUGCUUACAUGUACAGUAUUUCCCCAUCCCUCCCAAAUCUUAUGUCAGUGCAGUACAUGCGUGUACAUUGCUGGAGUGCUGCCAGUUUUGGCCAUUUUGCUGGAAGGUAUUCAGUUUGUUUGUAUUGAAGCAGUCUUGUGCUUUAUUGCUGUGUAGAAAAUGGAAAUAGAAAAGUCUUUUUUCAUUUGUAGGGUUAGAGAGUUCAGAAAACUAACUUGAUACCUCCUUGCAUUUUAGAAUAAGUAGCACUGUUUGAAGAUCAAAAUGGUUGAUCCUUCAACUCUUAUCAGUUAUUCAAUUUUCCAAUUGUGAAGGAAUCCGAUUUCAUUUGGAAAUUAUAUCAACUUUCUUGUUAAUUAGAAAGUACAUAAUUAUGUUUUUAUGCUUUCCUAUCCGAUUACUCAGUUGAGUUCUAGAAAAAGGACUUACUGCCAUGAGGACUGUUAAUUUCAUUUAUCCAGUUUGCAGUAUUGCAUGAAAAAUGGCAUCUCUGAUGAUGAUUUUAUGCACCAAAUUGAUUGUGUGAUAUUUAUGUGGUGCAGUGUUUUAGAUUUUUCUUGUAGUAAGCUGCAGCUUGUACAUUAUGCUAGUAGAGAAGCAUAGCCUAAUGAUGAAAGUUAUGCCGACACUGAAAAGCAUCCUUACUCCCCAUGAUUCACAGAAUAGAUUGCCAAAUACAACCUUGGAAGAAUUUCCCAAAUAAGAGUUGAUUUGUUAGUGUUAUGACUAAUGCUUAUAGCAUAAAAUUUUAAAGUGGAAUGAAUAUUUUAAUCUUAUUUUGAAUGAUUGUAGUCCUUUGUUGUAUGUGGCAUUUAAAUAAAUUUCCCAAUCUGAAAACAA